CAUUCCAGAUGUGCAAGUUAUCUUGAUGAUCAAUAUUUUAAAAAUGUGUUCACGGUGAGGGCAUGAUCCAGCGAAUGACGGAGGCAAUGGCGUCGUAGGGUCACCACUUAUUUGCUCAUCGAGGUGUAAUCGUGUAAGGUCGCGAUGGGCGCGUCGGGCGUAUCCGACGAGUACACGCCGCCGCGGCUCUCGCGGCUGCUGCACGCGCUGCCGCACGUCAACGUCACGCUGCACCGCGUGAACGACACCUUCGCGCCCAACUCGCCCGUCUACCUCGAGAGCUUGGGCAUACUCGGCUCCAUACCUGGCGCGUGGCUGAUCCUGACACUGACGGUGCUGCUCAUUUACUUGCUCACGCGAUGCUGCGAUAGGAAGCCGCGACCACCCAGGAGCAUCACCGCUCUCAAGAUUACACUGAUGAUCCUAUCGGUGCUAUGUUGCGGCGCCAUCGGCGUCGGCCUGUUCGGGAACGAUGACCUGCACAACGCGAUGCUGCAGAGCAUCCAAGCCGGCAACCAGCUUGCGGCCCUCGUCAACACGGUGAAGAAUCAGUCAAGUAUCCUCGAAGAAGCGAUGGGUUCUCGCGCCCGCGCUCCCUUAGCGCGAUUGGCAGACGCGUUAGACGCGCCGAUAGCGAACCAAACAGCGCUUGGUACGCUGCUAAGAGCGCUGUCAGCGCUGCGAAACAAUGCCAGCGCUGCCGCCUCCGCCGCUGACAACUUGAGGCGGCCGCUCGCAGCGCUGAAUCUGGAUGCAUUUAUGAAGCGCGUAUGGGUAUGGGAGGCGGCGCGCUGGGCAGGCGGCAUGGCGGGCUGGUGCUGCGGCGGCGCCGUGUGCGUGGCGCUGCUGGCCGCCGCCGCGCGCCGCAGCCGCCGGGCGCUGCUGCUGCUGUGUGUGGGAGCCUUAGGCGCGUUGGUAGCGUGCUGGGCGGGCAGCGCGCUGGUGACGGCGGGCGCGGUGGCGGCGGCCGACGCCUGCCAGGACCCCGCCGCCGCGCUGGCUGCCCACGCGCCGCACAACCUGCCGCAGGACAUGGUGCACUACUACCUAUCAUGCAAGGUUUCCCGCGAGAAUGUGCUCACAGCAGAACUUCGGAAUGCGCAACGCGCGGUCGUAGCCGUGCGUCAGGCGCUCGCCGUGUUGGCUCGUGGCGCGCCGCAACUGUUCAAUGACCCUGGGCUGCAGCCAGCAUUGGGCGCCUUAGGAGCAGGCACAGCGGAGGCCGAGCGUGCUUUAGUAUCCCUAAGCAGCGCGUUGGAAUGCCGCAUGGCGCGCGCUUACUUCGUAGCCGGCGCGCGCGCAGCUUGCGACGGCGGCCUGCAGGCUCUAUCGCUGCAGCUGCUCGCGGCUAUCGCAGCUGGAUUUCUUUUCACUGCCAUCGUACUAGUCGACUCACAUGCCUGGAUCUACAUCAAUACAAAGCGGAGUGGCACAGGAGAGGAACAGGCGCCAUUCCUCUCCUCUGGAGGAAGCAGUGCUGCUAGCAGGACCCUGCCGAGACCGGCGCCAUUCCCUAAUGGCAAGCCGCCGUCUUAUAGCGCCGCUGUGCAGCUAAUGGACCUGGGAGAUAGGGAGCGGCCGAGACCGGCGCCAUUCCCUAAUGGGAAGCCGCCGUCUUAUAGCGCCGCUAUGCAGCUAAUGGACCUGGGAGAUAGGGAGCGGCCGAGGUACGGGUCAGGCAGCGCCACUUUGGGUCGCGGCGCGGGCGGCGAGCGCGCGGCUAACGCGCUCGGCACCUUUGGCGGCUCGCACACGUCGCGCAUGUCGGGCAGCGCGACUUUAGGUCGCGGCGCGGGCGGCGAGCGCGCGUCUCUCGGCGCUUUAGGCGCGAGCCACACGCUCGGCCGGCCGCACAACGGCAAGUACGCCACGCUCAGCAAGCAGUGCAAGACGCUGGAGAGCAACGACUUCUACUGAGACCGGCCCGGCGGCGGCGCGCCCACUGACAACGCUGCCCAAGCCGGGCGCGCGACGAGCCUGAACCGCUUCGACCCGAAGUACGCGUCGUUCGGGCCCCGCGCGCCCCGCCCGCGCCCCGCCGCGCCCCCCUCGUUAGCUACCUUCGCCCCGCCCGCCGACAAAUACGCCACAGUACGGGCCCCCAGGCGCCCUGAGCCGCAACCGUUGUCCGCAGCAGCCCUAGAAUACCGCUCGCUGCAACGCCCCCGCCGGCAACAACCGAACACGGCCACGCAGCACCGUCGACGCCCCGAACGCCCCGAGCGAGCGGAACGCCCCGAACGCCCCGACCGCCAGCAUCAAGACCACCGCGAUUUGUACGCGGUGACGGAGCUGUAGCGAACAGGCCACGUCAGGUCAGUCGUGGCUGCCGAUGUGAACUGCUCCACGUUCGUUUGUAACGUGUAACGGACUUUUGAUACCUUUUAAGUGACAGAAUUGGUUGACAGACGUUUAAACUUUAGAAUACCGCUCGCUGCAACGCCCCCGCCGGCAACAACCGAACACGGCCACGCAGCACCGUCGACGACCCGAACGCCCCGAGCGCGCGGAACGCCCCGAACGCCCCGACCGCCAGCAUCAAGACCACCGCGAUCUGUACGCGGUGACGGAGCUGUAGCGAACAGGCCACGUCAGGUCAGUCGUGGCUGCCGAUGUGAACUGCUCCACGUUCGUUUGUAACGUGUGAAUGACUUACUCUUACUAAUUAUAUACUUCGACUAGUAAUCUUGAUCCUUUUAAAAGUGACAGAAUCUGAUGACAGACGUUCAAACUUUAAAUCAAUAUUAAGAAACAGAUGAAGAUUUCUUUCAAGUAGCCGUUUACACAGACAUGUACGGUGUAGGAAAAAACAAACAAGAAUCUCAAAGCAGCUGACAUUAAAACAUGAAACCAAAUAUAAGUGACACAUAGAACAAAACGCUUUAUGAGACUGAAAAAGCAAAGCGUUUAUGUUAACAAAUGGUGAGAAGUGAUAGAGUUAAGUGGACGAAAUAUAGUCGUAUGACUUGUGACCACUGGCCAUUCAAACAUUCACUAUGCCCAUCAUAGUAGAAUACUAGAGUGGCAGCUAUUAAAAUAUGAAGUUAUGGAGACAAGGUGACGAAACAGUUUCGUGGGUUUAGGAUAUAAACUGUAAUUUGACGUUCCCAAAGCUCAUGCUGUCUUUCUUUAACGCGUAAAGAGUGGAAAGGACAACAUUACUUAUGAACUGUCAAAAUAUUUGACGUUUGUGUCGAAAUCAAUAAUUGAUUUGUAAACCAAGCAAAAACAAAUAUAUAAAGAAAAGAAUUAAGACUUUUAAUUCUAAGUAGAUUUAACUCUAACGGCAAUACAUUUUUAAUGAGAAUAAAAUUACAUGUAAAAUCAAUUUCAAUAAUAUUUAGUGAAUGAAUUGUGAAAGGUUAACUGUUAUGUAUGUCAACUUUGAAUAUGGCAAAUAAUUGACGGCACAUGGUCAAAACUGUCAAAACUUUACAUAUUGACCUCGAGAUAAUACUGGUGGUUAUUUAUCUGUAUCUAAAACAGAUAAUUUACAAUAAUAUUACGUAUUUAAAGGUCAAUACGUAUCAAUUCUAUGCAGACCUCUAAAAAUAAUUUAAUUAAAAAGACUACAGCAGAGUGAAUAUGUGUCAGCACCUGUUCAAAUUUGCUCAAAUCUUUGUAAUUUUAUCGUAAAUGGUCAAAUUUUUUAUGCGAUGGAGUGCUAGUGAGAAUGUCUAGGUAAUUAUAUUCCUUUACAUCAUAUCUUAAACUUUAUUUAGUCAAAUUCGAGCGGACUUGAGAGCUGGCCUAUUACUUUUAUUAAAAAGUUUAUACUAACUAAUAAUCUUCAUGAAUAUUAACAAAUAAACUAGGCACAUAAAUUAGCACAAUUUUUAAACUGAUUUUGGUUAAAGUGUGCGCUCUUUCCAAAACAAUGUCCAUACUAAAGGCUGUGUUAAAGUGUUUAAUAAAUAAUGACCAAUAAACCCAGUUCGUUUAAACAUUUUAUUAAGAAAUACUUGACUGUGACCGAUACACUCUUUUUACUCAGUUUUCGCUCAAUCUAGGUUUAGGAUACCUGAAGAACGGUCUUACUAUCUCUAGCCGUUUGUUAUCAAUGGUUGAUAACUCUUGAUGCUCGUUCAAGGUAUGGAAGAGAUGCCAAAUCUUAGGGAAUACAAUUUUUUGGCAUUUUCUUAAUAUAAAACAACGUAGCCCGGCUUAAGUCCGAGAAGUCACGUUUGUAUUGUAUGUGUAUACAAUAACUUCAAUGUAUAUAGUAAUUAUUACGAUUAUCUAUACAUAAUUUUAUAUAGUCUGUUUAUGUGUGAUUCGAGUUUUUUAAUACUUGUACAUUUGAGUCAAACGAAUACACAG
Molecule: messenger RNA, 4320 nt
Organism: Ostrinia furnacalis (Asian corn borer)
Lineage: Eukaryota; Metazoa; Arthropoda; Insecta; Lepidoptera; Crambidae
Product: protein tweety-like
Exons: 16
Coding region: 145-1917 (590 amino acids)
Cellular component (GO): plasma membrane
Molecular function (GO): volume-sensitive chloride channel activity; intracellularly calcium-gated chloride channel activity
Source: RefSeq, a predicted model, not a curated record